This is a messenger RNA of Ochotona princeps (American pika), 884 nucleotides long. Its product is annotated as spermatid-specific linker histone H1-like protein. Bases 265 to 801 code for a protein of 178 amino acids. The record is from RefSeq and is a predicted model, not a curated record. Gene Ontology annotation, biological process: nucleosome assembly. The transcript has a single exon. Gene Ontology annotation, molecular function: DNA binding. NCBI's taxonomy places the organism in Eukaryota, Metazoa, Chordata, Mammalia, Lagomorpha, Ochotonidae. Gene Ontology annotation, cellular component: nucleosome.
CUGCCUGAGGUCACCACAGAGAUACCUGACUAUCCCCCUGCACUGCUGGCACAAGUCUGCUGAGGCCAGCUGGGGUUGCUCAUCUGUGGUCCUCCCUCUAGCUGUCCACAGAAAGCCGCGGGCUGGAGCUCCACAAGGAAGCCUCGGAGGGCAGCAGCAGCUGGGACCCCCCUUACCCACCCACCGAGGAGCAGCCCCAGGAGACUUCCAGCCGCCACCCUGGAGGUCCUUUCGCCUAACUCCCCUCACGAAGCCAGGGAAGAGAUGCAGAAAGACACAUCUCCGCUGCCACCGUCUGCACCCUUGGUCUCAAACAUCAGUCUGAGUGAAAACCAGCAGGCCAGCACAUCGGGGCUCACCAACAAUGAGCCAGGGUCUCACAGCCACCCCAAAGUCCAGCGGAAGCCCAGCAUGUCCAAAGUGAUCCUGGGGUUUCUUGCCAACAAGGGGCGUCGCAGUCGCGUGUCCCAGGUUGCCCUGAAGAAGGCGCUGGCUGCCACAGGCUACGACAUGACCCGCAACACGUGGCGCUUCAAGCUGGCACUCAACAAGCUGAUGGACAAGGGGUUGCUCAAGCAGGUGACCGGCAAGGGUACCACGGGCUCCUUCCGCUUGAGCAGGAAGCAAGCCUCCAAGUUCAAGCUCAAGGCCAAGAGAGGACAGAAGCAGCGAAAGUCUGGGCAGCGCCGGGCUGGGCGCCGUCAGGCUAGACAGAACAUGUCACCACUAGAUUCCACAGAGGGCCGAAAGCGGCCUUUCAAAGGAGUUCGCAAGGUGGCCAAACGCAGCCACAAUUCAUGAGGCAGGCCAGGCCAGCGAGCUGGGGGUGCCUGGCCCACCUUAGGCUCAGUGCAGUGAGAAUAAAAGGAGCCUAACUUAUUUCA